AUGGAUCCAGCCCAAGUAGAAAAGGAGCUGGCAGCCUUUGCGGCGUUUCAAGACCGAAACUCACGCUGCAACUCCGAUAAUGGUCUGGAAGCAGCUGUGAAGAUGAAGGUGGAGGGAAGCGAUGUUUUCAUUUCCACCACUGCCAAGGCAGGCACAACAUGGAUGCAGCAGAUCUGCCAUCAGCUUAGGAGCGGCGGUGAUAUGGAUUUCGAGGAGAUUUGUGACGUAGUACCGUUUCUGGAGACUGCUAUGGACACAGGAAUUAGUCUGGAUGGCGAGCAGAGAUUCCAGCCCCGUGUGUUCAAAACGCACUUUUGGGAACCCCUCACGCCGAAGGGCGCACGCUACAUCGUCGUCGUUCGCCAUCCGUACGAUGUUGCCGUUUCCUACUUCAAAUUCCUGGAAGGCUGGAUAUUCGAGGCUGGAGAAAUCUCUCUGGAGACAUUCUCAAACGAGCUGUUCCUGAAGAGAGGAGCACCUGAAGGAAUAGGAAAUGCCGGAUCUUUUCAUCACAUGGCAUCGUGGUGGCCUCGCCAUGCCGAUCCCGAUGUUCUGUGGGUGUUCUUUGAGGACAUGAAAGAAGACUUGCAGGCGCAAGUGGAGCGCGUGGCUGCCUUCAUGGACAUCACCGACCCAGCCGUCAUUGCGCAGGCCGUUCACAAGUCAACGUUUGCGUUCAUGAAAGAGCACCAGGGGCGCUACGAUUCGAAUCGCUUGAAGCGCUUGCGCAAUCUGGAGAUGGGACUGAAACCAGAAGCCGGUGCUGGUCAGGGCAAAGUGCGUGUUGGUGGGGGGCAAGAGCAUUUGCUGAGCGACCGCACCAAAGCAGCUAUUGACGAAAAGUGGCGAGACAUCUGCCAGCCAGUCAUGGGCGCUGCUUCUUAUACGGAGUGGAGAGCUGCAUGGAAAUCAGAACAAGGUUCAAAAUAA
Sycon ciliatum is the source of this 930-nucleotide messenger RNA. Its product is annotated as amine sulfotransferase-like. Gene Ontology annotation, biological process: sulfation. Bases 1 to 930 code for a protein of 309 amino acids. NCBI's taxonomy places the organism in Eukaryota, Metazoa, Porifera, Calcarea, Leucosolenida, Sycettidae. The transcript has a single exon. Gene Ontology annotation, molecular function: sulfotransferase activity. Gene Ontology annotation, cellular component: cytoplasm. The record is from RefSeq and is a predicted model, not a curated record.